AUUUUUAUAUCUGUAAGCUUCAAAACCAAGGAAGUGGUUGAUACUUCCAAGUGUCUUGAGGGCAAAUUUACUAUUGAGCUGCUUGAUGAUUGAUUGUAUUUCUGAAGUUGAAUUCCCUCUGAUUAAGAUGUCAUCAAUGUAGAUUAGUAUCAGUAACAAGGAGCCAUGAAGUUUCCUGUAGAAUAGGGAAGUAUCUGAUUUUGAGUUUUGAAAUCCCCACUAUAGAAGAGUAGAUCUCAGGGUAUUGUACCAAGCUCGUGGAGCUUGGUUAAAGCCAUAGAGUGCCUUAUCUAACUUGUAGACAUGUCUAGGAAAUUGUUGAUCCACAAAUCCUUCCGAUAGAUGAAUAUAGAUAUCCUCAUUUAGAUUUCCAUUAAGAAAUGCAUUGUUGACAUCCACUUGUUGUAUGUCCCAAUGCUGUGAGACAACUAGAGAUAGAACCACUUUAAUGGUGGAAGAUUUUAUCACAGGGCUGAAAUUCUCUGUACAGUCAAGGCCUGGAAUUUGAUUAAAUCCUUUGGCCACAAAACGGGCCUUGUAUUUGUCUAUUGCACCUUUUGAGUCAUACUUGAUUCGAAAAACCCAUUUAGUGCCCUAAAUCUUCAUAGAUGACUGAAAGAGAACCAUAUGCCAUGUUUUAUUUCUUUGUAGAGCUUGAAUUUCUAAGUUCAUGGCCUCUUUCUAGGUAGGAUCUGUGAGAGCAAUAGCAGUUGAUACCAGUUCAGAAGUUGUGUUUAAUGUGAGAGAUGAUUGAUAGACCUUUGGCUUAGAGAUGCCACUUUUAGCUCUUGUCUGCAUAGGAUGCAGGUUUUGGACACAGAGUGGAGCAGUGGGGUUAGGGAAACAAGAUAAAGGCGAAGAGUGAAUAGGAUUAGAGUUGAUUACCUGAGUUGUUGUAUCUGAAGAAGAAGAUUGCAGGGCAGAUUCCAUUCUGUGAGGCUGCCCAGGAAUUGCAUGUAGAGUGUCAGUUAACGUGGAAAUGGGAAGGUUAGGAUGAGCUGUGUGUUUAUUGUGCUGUUUGUUGAACAAGGAUAAGUAUGAAAACUCAGAUUCAUUGAAUGUGACAUGUUUGGAGAUGUAGAUGCGACCAGAUGGAUGCAAACAUUUAUAGCCUUUAUGAUAUGGACUAUAUCCAAGAAACACAUAUUUGCUGGUUGAAAAUCGAGCUUGUGUUUGUUGUAAAAACGUAAGUAAGGAAGCACGUGCAUCCAAAUACUCUGAGGUGAUCAUACGCAAGCGAUUUAAGAAAUAAUUUUUGAAAUGGUGAUAGAUUUUAUAGAACUGGAGUGGGUAGGUUAUUGAUCAGGUAUGUGGUAGUUUGGAAAGCCUCAAGCUAGAAGGUCAUAGGUAAUUUGGCAUGAGAUAGUAGUGUAAGACCGGUCUCAGUCAUGUGGCGAUGCUUUCUUUCAAGAAUCCUAUUUUGUUGAUGGGUAUAUGGACAACUAAAUCUGGUGUUAAUGCCGUGUUGAGUAAGAAAUGGCAAUAACAUUGUGAAUUCCCCUCCAAUGUCACUAUGUAGGCUUUUGAUUUUGUUGUUGAGCUGAAGUUCAACAAGAGAUUUAAACGUUUUAAAAAUGCCCAUGGUUUCUGAUUUGUGUUUCAUUGGAUAGAUCCAUAUGAACUGAGACAAAGCAUCAACAAACACUAGAUAGUAUCUGUGACCAUUGGUGGAAAGAUAGGGACUUGGACCCCAAACAACAGUGUAGACAAUAUUCAAAGGAUUAGUGACAGAUAUUUUGUGUUUUUGAAAAGGUAACUUAUGCUGUUUUCCAUAUUGACAAGAAUCAGAGAAUUUGACAUAUUUAGGUCUAAAUUGAAGUUUCAUUGAUUGGAAAGUGUGUUGUAAUACAGUAGUAUUAGGAUGCCCUAAACAAGCGUGCCACACAUUUACAUUUGAUUUAGAAAGAAAAGUACCACAUUGAUUGGAGAUGGUGUUUGAUAGAUUAUUGAUAGAAGGCUGAGUUGUGAUAGGCUUUGAACUAAGACUGUACAAUCCAUUCCGGAGAAGUCCCUUGAGUAGAAUCCUCCCUGUAAGCUUGUCCUUAAAAACACAAUUGGAAUCAUUAAAUUCAAUUAGACACACUUUAUGAAAUUUACAUAAACUACCUAAUAACUUGGUAAUUACACAUAAAGGAAAUGACAUAAAGAAAAUGGUUUAGUUUUGAAAUAUUUAAGAAAGUAUAGUUUGUGACAAUCCUUGCUAUAUUUACACCUGUCAGGGCGAGGGGUGUUACAAUGGCGCUGAUGCUGCUUAACCAUUAGAAAGGGAAGAAAAAAUCAUCCAAAGUUACAAAAAAAAACUUUAAAAUCAAAAAGCAAAAAAGAAUAAUAAUUAAGGACUAUAAGUUUAUACAAUAGAUAACUAUAUUUGCUAACAAAUCAAUCCGCAAUCAAUUAUGAGAAGGGAAAAAUGCAUUGACUAAAAACACUGACUAAACUACCCCAAAAUAAGACUUCUCCAAGGAGCUAAACAUCCAUCUUUCACACAUUGAAACAAAACGGGACUGUUCAGGUCAGAAGUUCAAAUUCAUAAAUUUAAACAUUUCUCACAAAAUAUUUUAUUUUCUGUCUAUAUACAUUUGAAGCUAACAUAUUUUCACUCUUCCUCUCUUCCUUUUUACUCAUCAAUUUGUAUUACUAAACACUUCAAUUAAAAUUUGGAUUCAAUAAAUAGCUUGUGCAAAAACUCAACUCUGCAUUGUAAUUUUAAUCUUGAUGUUGUAAAUCUUGUGGUUUCAUUUCAAUAUAUAGUUUUUAGAGAUUACUCCACUCCCAUUCAUUCUAACGCAUCCUUGCAUUGUUUUAAAUCUUGAAUGCUGUCAAUAUUCAAGUGUGAUCAUGAUAAGGAAAGAGGAAGAAGAAAAUUAAAUCCUUAAAAGAUUAUUGCAAACAACGCCGUUUUAAAUCACUAUAAGAAAACAAAAAAAGACGACAAAAUUUACUUAUCAAAUUAUGAAAAAAGUGGUCGUUAAAGUAAAUUACCUACUGCUUACUGACCAUUUGAAACACCAAUAAUAAAGUUAUCGAUCAUUUUACCGAUAAAAUUCAUAGCUAUAUUUUCACUUUAUUGUAGUGAAUGAAGAACACAUAAAUGACACGUUUAGAUAUUACAACAACAUGCACCAUUUUUGAAUGGAGGAAACAUUAGAAAUUGACGAAAACAUCACUGUUUUGCAUAAAUGACAAGGCAAAGGAAUUGAAGAUAAAAAGACAAAUAGGGAACAAACGAAGGGAAAAAAGAAGACAAAAUUAAGGAAAAAAAAUCAAUAAAAGAGCACGCCAAAUUAAAUUGAAUAUUCUUAUAGAUUUUACUAUUUGGAGGCUCCUAUACUUUAUUGUAGAUAUAUUAAUUUCUAAUUAAGUUUGAGCUCAAUGGAUUCUUGUGUAUGGACCUUGGACUACCAGUCUACAAACAGACUAUUUGGAAUAAACUAUGCACAUAUUCUACUAAAAAAUCAAGGCUGCAAUAUGGAUGAAAGGUGAAUAGCUUAAAUAAAAAAUCGAACCAAAUCAAUUUAGUUUAAUUCUUUGAUGAAACAAUUCAAUUUCAGUUCUAAAUUUUUAAAAUUUAAUUGCAAUUCGAUUAAGUUCAUUAAAGACCGGUUUGAACCAAACCGAACCGGUUUUAAACCACUACUUGAAGUGCUGCGUUUUGUGCACACAUAUAUGGACUGUUUAAACAUUCAACCUAAUCUGCAAUUGGGUUUUUUGGCUCUCCAAUUCAAAACGCCUAGGCGCACGCACAGCUCCUUGAUCCUCCCCUCCUCCUGCUUCUUUGCAAUCGGACGCAUAUUAAGCCCAGACCGAUGCUUCAUGCAUGGAAGGCGGCUUUUCUCCCAGUGUCGGGUCUCUGCCUCCUUGCUCCCACACCGACUGUCAAUUCCUCUUUAUUCUUCUUGUUCGACAAUGGCUUACCUUGCCUCUGUUUGCUUAUGGGUUUGCCUUGUGCUUUUCGCUGCUCGAUAACUGAGUUUGCUUGUCUUGCAUCUCUGGGAAAACAGCUACCUCACUUGUUUGCUGUUUCUUUUUAUGAAGAAUCCCAUUAUUUGCUGACAAAGGACAAAAAAGAAGGUCAAAACACCUCCAGACCAGAAGACCAAGGGACCUUCUUUGUUCUGCAACUUCAACACUUGAUUACUGGGAGCUGGUUGCGGCUUCCUUCCUAUAGCAGUUCAGGAUUUCCAGUCAAUAAUUGUCUUCUGGCAAAAACAAUGCUAUCUAUAAGGAACUUGAGACAUGGGAUUACUGCACUUUCCCCUACAGUUUUGUUGUCCUUAAUUGUAAACAAUGAGUACCAUUGCACUGAAAUUUUCAGACACCAUAUUCGAGUUUCUUCAAGUCAGAGGCCUGUCUGUGAGUUCAUGAAUUCCUCUUUGACCAACUUGUACAUGCCAAUUGUUGUUUUUGGAAUGUGGGAUGGGCUUAACCGUCAAAUGCAUUCUUUAUCAACUCCGGGCAGAGCCAUCUUGGUCCAGGCUCGCGACCCAGCUAAACUAAGUAUGGAAAUAGAAAAGGCUAUUGAUGAUCAUAGAUUUAAUGAUGCCUGGAAGCUCUUUGAACAACACUCGCAUAUGGAAGGACUUCCUCGAAAAUCCAUUGUAAAUAAGCUUCUAGCAAGUUUUGCAGAAAGUUUUGAUGUUUGCUGGCUUGAGAAGGCUCAUGGCUUAGUGGAACAGGCCAUUGUGGAAAGUAAACAGAAAUUGUUGGAAAAAGAACCUCUUAUAUAUCUCUCCUUUAGUCUUGCUAAAUGUGGUUUAUCAAUUCCAGCAUCAACUAUUAUAAGAAGGUUGAUAGAAAUGGAAUUAUAUCCUCCUGUGACUGCUUGGUCUGCAAUUGUCGGUCACAUGUCGCAAACAGCUCCUGGAGCUUACCUUGCUGCUGAGUUGAUCCUUGAGAUAGGUUACUUGUUCCAAGAUGGCAGGGUGGACCCACGCAAGAAGAGUAAUGCACCUUUGAUUGCUAUGAAACCUAAUACAACUUCUGUUAAUAUUGCUUUGGCUGGGUGUCUCUUGUUUGGUAAAACAAGGAAAGCGGAGCAGCUCCUCGACAUGAUGCCUCACAUUUCUAUCAAAGUCAAUGCAACUUUAUUGAUCACAGUGGCACAUAUAUAUGAGAGGAAUGGGAGAAGAGAAGAACUGAAGAAACUUAAGAGACAUGUAGAUGAAGCUUAUAGUUUAAGCGAUAUUCAAUUUCGGCAGUUCUAUACUUGUUUACUAACAUGUCACUUGAAAUUUGGGGACCUUGAAUCUGCUUCCAACAUGGUUUUGAAAAUGCUUCAGAAAGCAAAGGAAGCACGCAACUCUCUUGCUGCAGCAACACUACUCAUUCGAGAUAAAUCCAAGUCCUCUACAGGGCAGUUUUCUCAGGAAAGUCUGAACCUCAGAUAUGGCCUAGAGAAAAAUAGAUCAACUGGAGUUUGUAUGAUAUCUUAUGAAGAGUUCUCUAAAGACCGAAACUUUUUGAAACUUGAAGCAGAGGCAAAGGAGCUACUUGGUUCUUUGUUAGGAAAGUUGCAGAACCAAGUUGAAUUAAUUACAACUGAUCACGGUGUUCUUCUGCCUACUGAAAAAAUUUAUGUGAAACUGGUAAAGGCAUAUCUAGAAUCUGGCAAGACUAAGGACUUGGUUGCGUUUCUCAUCAAGGCAGAGAAAGAAGAUUCCCCUGCUUCUAAUGAUGAUUCAGUCUUAGUUCAUGUCAUUAAUGCAUGCAUUUCACUUGGGUGGCUUGAUCAGGCACAUGACCUUCUUGAUGAGAUGCGGUUGGCUGGGGUUACCACAAGUUCUUCUGUAUAUGCUUCCCUUCUAAAGUCAUAUUGUAAAGCUAGUAGAGCAGGAGAGGCUGCAUCGCUUCUACGAGAUGCUCGUAGAGCAGGGUUCCAACUAGAUUCCAGCUGCUACAAUGCCUUAAUUGAAUCCCGAGUUUUGCAAAAUGAUACUCAUGGGGCCCUCAACCUUUUUAAAGAGGCGAAGGAUGCUAAAAUACAUAGAGCUAGUCAUCAACAAUUUGAGAUGUUGGUUAAGGGAUGUUCAGAAGGCGGUGAAGCAGGGUUGAUGACAAAGCUCUUGCGAGAAAUCGAGGAUGGCCAGACAUUGGAUUCUGGGGUUCAUGUUUGGAAUAAUGUAAUCCAUUUUUUCUGCAGGAAGAAAUUGAUGCAAGAUGCGGAGAGGGCUUUGAAGAAGAUGAGGAGCCUGGGACAUGCCCCGAAUGCUCAAACUUUUCAUUCUAUGGUGACAGGCUAUGCUGCUGUUGGGGGAAAGUAUGUGGAGGUGACAGAGCUAUGGGGUGAAAUGAAAGCUCUUGCUGCAACCACCUCAAUGAAUUUUGAUCAGGAACUCCUGGACUCUGUACUUUAUACAUUUGUUAGAGGUGGAUUUUUUGUUCGGGCCAUUGAAGUUGUGGAUAUGAUGGAGAAAGAGAACAUGUUCAUUGACAAGUACAAGUAUCGAACCCUCUUCUUGAAGUACCAUAAAACACUUCAUAAGGGAAAAGCACCCAAAUUCCAGACAGAAGCACAGCUAAGAAAGAGAGAAGCAGCAUUAAGCUUCAAGAAGUGGGUGGGUUUGCAGUAAGGAAAUUUUGUCUUCCAUGUCCUGCCUAGAUAUAAAUUUUUAGAUGGUGUUAAGGAGAAGGCAGUGGCAUGCCAUUCCAGGAAGAACUGGGAAUGCAUUUCUAACAUUUGGCAGAAGGAUUUAAAUUAUAUUCCGAGGAAUGUUGCAUGUGAUACCCGCAUAUCAGGUUGGGCAUCUCAAUUUCUCAUGGUGUAAUAUUAAGAGAUGACAAAACAAAACCCCUGUUACUUCCUCUUGACAACUUUGCCUUGCUUCUAUAACACACGGAGCCAACCUUGAUUGCUCAUUGUGGAAGGCAAUAUGGCAUUGAAAGUCGAUGCUUGUUGCUUUCAAUUUUCAUUGCUGCCUCCAUUAGCGUUAAAAUGGAUAUGCCUAGCAUCAUUGAGCUGUAAAUUAUUUCUGGCAUAUUUUGUUGAAUCCCACAUCGGUUUAGAAAAGGGAAACGUGCCUCUUGUAUGGGUCAUAGGCAAUCCUCCUCUUGAACUGGCUUUUGGGGUGAGAUAGGCGUAGCUCAAAUUUAACAUGGUAUCAGAGCCUCUUAUCGAUGCUGGGCUUCCCAUAAAUGUGUCACGCUCCAGCGUGGUUCUAGACAUGACGGGUGUGUUAAAUCCCACAUCGACUUGAGAGUGGUUGUAGACAUGAGGGGUGUGUUGAAUCCCACAUCGACUUGAGAGAGGGGAUAGCGUGCCCCUUUAUGUGGGCCAUAGGCAAUCCUCCCUCCCCUUGAACUAGCUUUUGAGUGAGUUAGGUCUGUUCCAAAUUGAAGUACACAUUUCUUACUUCGAGAACAUCUAAGCUAAGAAGAAAGGAACCUCUGUCCGCAUUGGACUUUGGUUUAUAUUGAUGCUGCUGAUGUUAUAAUAGGAUACAAGGCUACCAGGAAAUCAGAUAAGUUGGAGUAAGAUUGAUGUGGUGUAGUGCUGAUCUGAUUAAAUGGUCUAUCCAUCUAGAGGUAAAUAUUCUUUUAAAAGUUUCUGCUUUUGUAGUCGAUUCAAUUUAAAAUUUUAGUUUUUCAUUAGUUUUCUAUUAUAUGCCUUCAUCUAAGUGAUCAUUUCAAUUUUCUGUUAUCAA
This is a messenger RNA of Manihot esculenta (cassava), 7640 nucleotides long. Its product is annotated as pentatricopeptide repeat-containing protein At1g03100, mitochondrial. Gene Ontology annotation, molecular function: protein binding. The transcript is spliced from 3 exons. The record is from RefSeq and is a predicted model, not a curated record. Lineage: Eukaryota; Viridiplantae; Streptophyta; Magnoliopsida; Malpighiales; Euphorbiaceae. The coding region runs from base 3807 to 6569 and encodes 920 amino acids.